AUGGACGUCGACGGCGCGGCCCCGCCCGCAGAUGCGGCGCCCUCUGCAGCGUCUCCAGACCCUUCUCCACCUCCCGCCACCUCCGAAGCAGCCGCAGCUCCAACCGCGCCGCCCCCAGCCCAGGAAGGCGCCGAGAAGCUCAGCAAUGGAGCCCCCAGCUCUAAUGGCACCCUUCCAGCAACCGUAGAGGACGCGGACAAGGCCCCAGCGCCGCUCAAGCCGAAGCCGAAGCCCAAGAUCCGCGCUCCGCCCAGGAGACUGCGCAGUGGCAGCGGGAGCGGCAGCAACACGAGCUCCAGCGGCGUCCGACGUGAGUCUGGAGCCCCUCGCCCCGCCAGCGCCAACAUGGGCAUCGUCGUGGGCACCCUCAGACGCAGGAACAGGGUGACGCUGCGCACCAGCUCGCUGUCUGAUGAAGAGGCUGAUGACGUGGUCACUGCGCCGCCCCGCAGUACAGCGGGGCUGGCCCCGAGACGCACCAAGAAGCAGCCGAGUCUGCGCAACAUGGCGUCGCUCGUGCGCUCGCAUCUGCGCAGCUCCAGGAGUCUGGCAUCGCUCAGCAGUGGAGCAGGUGGCAGUGCUGGAGACGCUGACGCCGACGCAGACAAGAGGCCGACGCUGGAUCGCAGCAACUCGUCGUUCGCGGGCGUCGCUCAGCAAGUGGUGACGUCGAGGCGCGCGGCCAGGGGAUUCCUGUCCAUGUGGACGAAGGACUCGACCGAGACCAUGUACAUCUACCGCGGUAUCCACAUGGAGAAGAAGAAGCUGGACCUGGUGAGCGUCGCGUCCGAGUACAAGGAGAUCAAGCGCCGGCAGUUCUACCAGGAACUCGUCGUGUACUUUGUGUUCCUCUUGGUGCUGUUUUCGCUGCUGUCCUGGCUGCCGGUGGAGGAGAGUUUCCAUCAGAAUGAUGUGGUGGGAGCGCUCACUUGUCGGGAGGAGGGCAAGUGUGAGAUCAAGACCUUCGCAGACAUCUACGAGUUCGCUGGCAAGCUGCGAGAAACGGUGUGCGACCGAGAAGACGUUACUGCCCAAUGGGUUCGCGUGGGCGGAGUGGGGUUCCGUCAAGUGCGCGUGAAGGAGCAGCGGUGCCGGGUUUAUGACGGAUGGGAGGCGCCGUGCUACCCGUACUAUAGCCCUGAGGUCGAGCAGAAGACCCCUUUGAUUGGUGAAAACGACACUGGACGCGUGUACGAGUGGAGGGAUGGCCUGGGCGAGCUGUCGCCAGAGAUUUAUCGAUCCGUGGUGGAAUGGUUGUUCUUCGCUCCCAUCAAGUCCUACGGCUCAGGAGGCUACGCCGUGGAUCUGUGCGAUUUGGAGGAUGUGAGCGAGCUCCAGCGUGACAACUAUCUCUCCGAGCACACUCGUGCUGCGGCUUUCAAGUUUAUCCUGCUGAACCCGAUCACCCGCGUGUUCACCAUUGGAAUGCACGUCUUCAAAGUGGAUCCGUCGGGCCAUCUGGAUCAUUUCGCUCACAGUUCGCACGUCCGUGUGAUCGGCCAUGAGAAGCCUGAGCAGUUUGCGAUCGGUGAAGAGGACGACAACAAGGCAGUUCCCCCGGAGCCCAGACUGCACAGCAGGGUUUUUAGUGCCGUUGGGGACUCGUUGUCGUUGGUGCGCGAGGCCUUUGAUGUGCGUGUACUGCUGUGGGUUGCGCUGGUCCUGUUCUUCAUCACAUACUGCAUCGGUGAAGCGACUGAGAUGAGUACUAUGGGCGUGGCCACGUACCUUGGAUCGGACAUGUGGAACCUGUUCGAGCUCACCCACUUGGUUGUACUGGCGGCGAUAUUGAGCUACAUGGUGCACUUCUACGUGGUGUCCAGCAGCUUCGGUCUGCACUUGGCGGAGUUGCGCGAGGGACGUGGUGUGGAGGAGCUCAGCCACACUAGCUCUCAGGAGUUACUGACGGGUUUCCAGCAGCUAUCGGACCUUGCCUCACUCGCGUCUGCUAUCAGCUUGCUCAAGGUGUUCAAGUUCUUGCGCAUGAACGCGACCCUGAACCUGCUGUGGCGAGUGCUGGGUAUGGCUAUGAGCGAUCUCAUGGGUUUCCUGGUUAUCUUCAACCUUAUUUUCCUGGGGUACUCGGCCAUGGGCAGCUAUGCCUUCGGGUUCGCUCUUGAGGAGUACUCGACCAUUAGCAAGUCGUACGGCACGUGCUUCCAGAUGCUCGCCGGAGAGAUGGACUAUGCGCGUCUGCGGCAGGCAAACCCGCGCGUCGCUCCGCUGUUUAUCGGCACGUUUGUGGUGCUGGUUUUCCAGAUUCUGGUCAAUAUGUUCGUUGCGAUUUUGUCCGAGUACUACGAAGUCGCGAAGAAUGACGAGACAGCCAGCGGUGAUGACGUCGAGUACGAUGUCCUGGCGCGCAUUCGCAGUUUCGUAAGCGCAUGUUCACCGACAGUCGUUGUGCCCAAGGACCACGGUGUUAUCCGUCUCAUUCCGUGGCAGCAAGUGCGGCUUAUCUCUACGAACCUCGUAGACCAGGAGGAGACUCGACAGCGUGUACGGAAGCUGUUCCGUGGUGCUGUGUGGCGAGUUGUCGCCCUGUUGCGAUUUGGCAUGAAGUUUGACCGGCGUAUCAACUUUGGCGACCGCAAGACUCACGACGGCAGUUCAGCGCACAGCGGUAAUGGUGGAGGUUCCAACAAUGGCAAGGAAGGCCGGGAGCUGGUGUCACACAUCCGGUUGUCUGAGAACUUUGACCACAAGACUAUCAAGGAGAUGAUCCCCAUCGGUAUCACAAUCCGCUUGCAGGGCGACUCGAUCCUUGGCGACGGUCUCGCGCUUAAGGUUGUUCACCACAGCAAGUUGUCAGUGGAGUGUGUUGUUCUUGGCCCCAAUGAAGCUGAGAGCGCUGCUGCUGGAGCAAAUGCCCCCGGAAAGUCGCCGAACGCUUUUGCUCCACCUCGCACGAUUUCAUCGUUGGGCUCGUUCGGAGAAGACUCGGACCUGGAUGACGGUACACCUCGAGAACGCGUGCUGGAGCUGAUGGGCGGUGAGAAGCUGCGGAUCCCAAGAAGGCGACUUGCGGUACACUUGUGCCGCACCAUGCUACAGGAGCUCAAGAUGGGCCUACUGCGUGCGACGAAGCUGUGGAACUACUCGAAGGACCACAUGGUGGAUGACUAUCACCUCGGCCUGCUCUUUGAUAGCGUUCGCGCGGAUGGACGCACGAGCCUGCGCUUUGACGAGAUCUCGCGUAUGCUGGACCUCUUCCUGCGCAAGGACAAGCGGAAGGCAAUGUGCUCACAAGCGGAAGUGCGUCGUGAAGCUCUUCAAGUGAUGUACCGCUUCCGCAAGUGUCUGAUUGACAUGCCUUCGCGUGAGAAGGAGGGCCACAACUACCGUCCGAAGCCAGUGGACACGUCCAAGGUGGAGCUGGGUCAUCUUGAACACCUUGGUGAUGUGCUGGCGCGCAACUGUCACGACAUGUGGGCUCUCGAGCGUCUCAAGCAAGGAUGGCAGUAUGGCAAGGAGCGGGAUGACAAGAAGAAGCUGCACCCGAACCUGGUGCCUUAUAAGCUUCUCUCCGUGGAAGAGCAGGCCUUCGACUACCGCUCGUCUAUUGAGACCAUCAAAACGAUCGUCUUUAUGAACUAUACGAUCACGCGUGCGAACCACCAGCGCUCACACAGCGGCUCGUUCCAUGAUCCCGUCUCGCGGUCAGCCUCGAUGAUGUCCGACAUCGCUGAUGGCAUUGGCGGAAGCAACAGUUCGCUCAUCAGUGGCAGCUCCGAGUCCACUAGCCCCCGCGCCAACGACGCCGCCGUCUUCGAAGAGUUGGGUACUGCCUCACACCCUGGAGCACCCGCGAAGCCUGUGCCAUCGCUGCUGCGCGAAGCGAUGAGCUUCCGUCGCAACAGUCUCAUGGGCGAUUCCCCGUACUUCACGACGUAUGGCGAGGGUAACGUCGAGGUGUACCGGCCUCUGCCUAUCGACACAACGACAGUAGAGCUGCCUCCGAGACUACUGCGGCUUGUGGAUCUGCUGGCCGAAAACGCCCACGAAGUCUGGGCAAAGGGACGCAUGGACGAGGGUUGGACCUAUGGACCGCUGCGUGAUGACAGCUCUAAGAAGCACCCGUGCCUUGUGCCCUAUGUGUUCCUCACGGACGACGAGAAGGAGUAUGACAUCAAUAUCGCUAAAGAGACGCUGAAGACCCUGAUCGCGAUGAAGUUCACGAUCCUCGACCGCUCGAGCAAGUACUAA
Molecule: messenger RNA, 4206 nt
Organism: Phytophthora sojae
Lineage: Eukaryota; Oomycota; Peronosporomycetes; Peronosporales; Peronosporaceae
Exons: 1
Coding region: 1-4206 (1401 amino acids)
Cellular component (GO): membrane
Molecular function (GO): calcium ion binding
Source: RefSeq, a predicted model, not a curated record